AUGUCUGAGGCGGAAGCCUUUGCAUCCCGGGGCUUUGCAACGCUUGCAUAUGAGACAGUCUGCUCAAAGCCACAGCAGGCCAGCACGCAGCCUGACAAGCCGACCGCACUGGUGGUCCAUGGCCUGCUAGGAUCGGGGAGAAACUGGAGGACAUUUGCAAGGAACCUGGCCAAUCAAGCUGCAUCCACAAGCGGCAGGCCUUGGAAGAUGGUGAUGGUGGAUCAGCGCAACCAUGGGGCCUCGGCAGGGCUGCCACUGCACCCGCCCCACAGCAUAGACGCUGCCGCGGGAGACCUGACCAGGCUAGUACAGACAGAGCUGGGUGGCAGGAUGCCCAAGGCUGUGCUCGGCCACUCCCUGGGCGGCAAGAUUGUGCUGGAGUUCCUGCAACAGAGCAGCCAGGAGGGCCAAAUGAUUGUGUGGCAGGUGUGGGUGCUGGACUCCCCGGUGGGAAGAUGGAGUUCAGAGGUGCCCACAGACACGGACAAUGUGAUCAAUGAGAUCCUGAACAUCCCCCUUCCUGUGCCCUCGCGCCGGUGGCUCUACGAGUACAUGAGAGAGCGCGGCUACUCCGAGGCCAUCCAGCAGUGGCUGGGGAGCAAUCUCACCCCCGCCAACGGCGGCUUCAAAUGGGCCUUUGAUAUCUCAGGAGCGGCGGCAAUGUUCAACUCAUACAAGCACAAGGACUACUGGGACCUUUUGCAGCAUCCUCCAGCAGGCGUGGAGGUGCACAUCGUGCGGGCAGCAGAUUCGGACAGAUGGGGUAAGCAGGAGCUGAGUCAGCUAGCAGAGCUUGAAAAGAAGACCGCUGACACCCCUGGAGAGGGUGUUGUGAAGGUGCAUGUCUUGCCAGAUGCAGGGCACUGGUUGCAUGUGGAAAAUCCCAGCGGCCUUCUGAAUAUGAUUACCCCGCAUUUGACAGAUGCUUCCAGCUGAUUCAGCGACUGGCAGCGGUAAUUCGCCGCCUGUGUAUCAUAUUGAUUGAGGACUCAGUCUAUUGGUUGCAUGUAAUCUCAAAGACCACGUACAUGAGCUAAAGCCCUUUUUGCCCGGCAAGGUUCCACCGGUGUGGUUUAUUGCAAGCUCAAAGUGAUUGAUUCUUUAGAACAAAAGAAUUGAUUUCUAGGACAAUGACAUCUCGAUAUAUGUGUUACAAUCAUUAUUGUUGGGAU
Molecule: messenger RNA, 1172 nt
Organism: Coccomyxa subellipsoidea C-169
Lineage: Eukaryota; Viridiplantae; Chlorophyta; Trebouxiophyceae; Coccomyxaceae
Product: alpha/beta-hydrolase
Exons: 5
Coding region: 1-936 (311 amino acids)
Source: RefSeq, a predicted model, not a curated record